Messenger RNA from Peronospora farinosa, 504 nucleotides. NCBI's taxonomy places the organism in Eukaryota, Oomycota, Peronosporomycetes, Peronosporales, Peronosporaceae. The record is from the annotation of a GenBank genome assembly.
AUGGACCCAAUUCAGUUUCUCGAAAACGUGAAAACUAUCACAGUAGAAAAAAACUUCUCGUCGUGGCAAAAGAAAAUGGGAUACGCUAAUCUCCGUGCUUUCAUGGAGGAUAAAUCGAAAUACUCCGUGUUAUCAGGUGUCGACUUUGAUUGUGGCUGGACCGACCCCAAAUGCGCGCCGAAAUUAGUUCCGAAAUGUGGCAUCUUGCGCACCUCGGGCUACUUGCACAACGGACCGUGUGAGGUAUGGCUCAACAACAAGAAGGUGUCAUCUGCUCAAAAUUGCCACCUCGCCUUUAAUAAGGCAACCCACUGUAUCGACUACUCGUCGUGCAAGGGCACAUGCACACUUUAUCAUUACUGGUUGGCUGAGCGCGAGUUAAAGGGUAAGCCUUCGUGGCAGGUGUACAAGGCUUGUGUUUCUCUGACGGAUGGUGGCAAAACCGUGGAACCCUCUAAAUGCACACCGAUAGGUGCUGAUCCAGAACCAUAUACUCAAAGCUGA